Globicephala melas (long-finned pilot whale) is the source of this 2732-nucleotide messenger RNA. RefSeq names its product ribosomal protein S6 kinase related (gene RSKR). NCBI's taxonomy places the organism in Eukaryota, Metazoa, Chordata, Mammalia, Artiodactyla, Delphinidae. The record is from RefSeq and is a predicted model, not a curated record. Gene Ontology annotation, biological process: protein phosphorylation. Gene Ontology annotation, molecular function: protein kinase activity; ATP binding.
GGGCAUGGGAGCAGUGAGUUGUCGGAAGGGGCAACAUGCCCAGAUGGCUGCUCCUCAUAAGCAGGGUGGCAACAUCCAGGGCCCCUGGGUCCCCUGGGUCCGAGGCUAGAAGAGCCUCUGGCCAGGUGUGGGGACCACCAGGUCAGGUCUGAAAGAGUUGCUGUGGGGACUACAGGGGCAUCAGUUCCUGCACCAGGAGCCCCUGGAGCCAGCCCCACUGCUAGUAGAGAAGCCUCUGCCUGAGUGGCCAGUGCCUCAGUUCAUCAACCUCUUUCUGCCGGAGUUUCCUAUUAGGCCCCUUAGGGGGCAUCAGCAGCUGAAGAUUUUAGGCCUUGUGGCUAAAGGCUCCUUUGGAACUGUCCUCAAGGUGCUAGACUGUGGCCAGAAAGCAGUAUUUGUGGUGAAGGUGGUGCCCAAGGUAAAGGUCCUACAGAGGGACAACCUGAGGCAGUGCAAAGAGGAGGUCAGCAUCCAGCGACAGAUCAACCAUCCUUUUGUACACAGUUUGGGGGACAGCUGGCAGGGAAAACGGCACCUCUUCAUGAUGUGUAGCUACUGCAGCACAGAUCUGUACUCCCUGUGGUCCGCUGUUGGCUGCUUUAGUGAGGCUUCCAUCCGCCUCUUUGCUGCUGAGCUGAUCCUGGUGCUGUGCUAUCUCCAUGACUUCGGCAUCAUCCAUCGAGAUGUGAAGAUGGAGAAUAUCCUUCUGGAUGAACGAGGCCAUCUGAAACUGACAGACUUUGGCCUGUCCCGCCACCUGCCCCAAGGAACCCGAGCCUAUACUAUCUGUGGCACUCUUCAGUACAUGGCCCCAGAGGUCCUGAGUGGAGGGCCUUACAACCAUGCUGCUGAUUGGUGGUCCCUGGGUGUCUUGCUUUUCUCUCUGUCAACUGGAAAGUUCCCAGUGCCCGCAGAGAGAGAUCAUGUGGCCAUGUUGGCAAGUGUGACCCACUAUGACUCUGUGAUCCCAGCUUCUCUUAACCAGGGGCUCUCACUCCUGCUCCAUGAGCUGUUAUGCCAGAAUCCCCUCCACCGUCUACGUUAUUUGCAUCACUUCCAGGUCCACCCUUUCUUUCGGGGUGUGGCCUUUGACCCAGAGCUCCUACAGAAGCAUCCAGUGAACUUUGUCAUGGAGACACAAGCUACCCAGCUCAGUCCAUCACCGGAGUCCACGUUCUUCAAGGACUUUGACUGUAAUCUGGAGUCCUUCCUGGUGCACCCCAGCCUGGCUUGAGCUCCUCUACUGUAGUUGGGGCUCAUCUGGGAACCUGAGGACCUCCUCUACUGCCAAUUCAGUGUGACCACCUUGAUGAUUCAGUUUGUUUUUACGCUGUAGCCUCUUAUCAUUCUGUUCCUCUAGGUGUUGGACCAGAGUUCACACUGGGCAUUCUGUGGUUGGUAGUCACAAUGCCCUAGUCCUUACCCCAUCAUACAACCCAUCUCUCAAUUCAACAUCUCAGAUCAGAGUGUGGACCUUUUCCUUUGUUUCAUUUCUUGUUUAUACCCUGCAGUUUUUAGCCAGAAUUUUAUUCCACUUUUCCUUCUCCUUGUUUCUGUGCCAUGUUUCCUUUUGUGAGCAAUAACAGCAUUUCAUGGGUUCCCAAGGUGCUGCUAUUUAUGUGUUUAAUAGGCUUGUCAGAAGCAGUAUGAAUGUUUUUCAGAGUUCUCAAAAGCUGGUAUUUGUUUCAACCCCUAAAUAUGCAGGUAAAACAUAUGAUCUGGGGGCUCAAAGUCAGUCUAACUUUUAAAAAUUUAAAAAGUGAAUCUAAUAGCCUACUGUGAGGAAGAGAAUAAGAAGUGAAACAUGAGUGGGUUAAAUGUCUUCUCUAGGGGGUAAUUGGAAUAGCUAUACACAUUUUUUCCAAAAUAAAACCUCUUUGAAGGACACAAGGAUUCUUAAACUGAUCACUUCCCUAGAUGGCCCAGGUUUCAGUUGGUGAUGGGCAAACCAAGGGAUUAAGAGGCAUGAUAUCAACCUUGAGAUUUAAGAUCAGAGAUGUAACUCAAGAACCUUUUCCUUUAGGAAAAUCAUCUGGACCUUAAAUCUGUAUACAUUUCUGGCCUUUGUGACUUCUUUUCAUUUUUCUUAAACCAACUUCUUAAAAGUUUCAUUUUCGUUAUUCUUCAGUUAUAUCUGAUCUCUCUUUCCAAACCAAAGAGAGUCUGGGAAGUAUUCUGAGUACUAUUUAUUAAUUUUGUCCCUGGAUUAAGCCAGAUUUGCCCUGUACAUAGCUGGCAUUUUAUUGGCCUCUGCAGAACUGCUUUUUCUGAAUUGUACUUUGGCAAUCCAUAUGAAAAUCCCUAUGAAAUUUAAUUGCUGUGGAUACUGCAAAGGGUGUUUAUCAUUAUAAUUCAUAAUGUUCUAUAUAAGGAUGCAUGGAAGAAAUAUUCUCUGAACCCAGUUAUUCUUUUCCUGAAUUGCUGGUUGGUUUUUACCUUAAAGACAGUAAAUAUUCAACUGACUCUAUUUUUCUUUUCAUAUUGAUGCUAGACCACUUAGAGCCCAGUUUGUGGCCCACUUCCAGCAAGUGUUUAGGACCUCAUGUUAUGUUUUGUAUGCUAGCCACAUUCUUGGUUCCAUCAUCUUCCUUUUUGACCUUUACUUUCCUUAUUCUCUUCUCAUUUUUCUGUUUUAGUCCUUUUUUUUUUUACAUCUUACUAGAUUAUCUCCAUCUUUGUAAGCCUUUUAGAAUGAAGUUGAGAUAUAAAUAAAUAAAUGAAUGUAUCCUUGA